CAGCUGGAUGCUCAGCAGGACCAGCUCCUGCUUUCUGCCUUCUCAGGUAUUGGGGUCUGGACCUCAAGUUGCACCGUGGGACCAGCCACCACUGGAAGAGGUCCCCAAAGUCAAGGAAAAAUUCUGAAAUGCAGAAAGGCUUAUUUGCUGCCGCAAAUGGGAAUCUGGAAUAACUAUGAAAAACACACUGAAAUAAUUGUGUUUGACUGGAACAAAAUUCUUGCAAAGUCCCCAAGGAUGAGAUUCUGUGCCAAAUCAAUGCUUCUGUCUGACUGGCUCUUUCUGGUCUAUGUGUUAAUGGUCUGCUGUAAAUUGUUGUCCGCCUCUAGCCACCAUCCCCGGGGGCACACAGGCCAGCACCAAGUCAAGCAAGGGACCUGUGAAGUUGUGGCCGUGCAUCGGUGCUGCAAUAAGAACAGGAUUGAAGAACGAUCGCAAACAGUCAAGUGCUCCUGCUUCCCGGGGCAGGUGGCUGGGACGACAAGGGCUCAGCCCUCGUGCGUGGAAGCUUCCAUUGUCCUACAGAAGUGGUGGUGUCAUAUGAACCCCUGUUUGGAUGGAGAGGACUGUAAAGUACUACCAGACUAUUCAGGUUGGUCUUGCAGCAGUGGAAAUAAAGUCAAAACCACAAAGGUAACACGGUAGCAAAGAAUAAACCUGUGGGUCACUACCAGAACAAAGACACGUUGCUUGGCUGUUACACAGAGACCCUUUUCUGUGACAAUGCCAUUGACUUAAUUCUUUGAACUUGCAAAAUUAGUCAGCAAAAAGGACACUACUUCUCCUUUCAAUUGUGGCUGCAGUUCCUGAACCUGGAUUUAUACCUGGAUAUACAGAAUGGUACAUUUUAAUUUCACAAGAAAAAACAAGGAGAUUUGGUUCUACCUGAAAUGCACCCUGGAUUCCCAAGAAUCUGAUACGUGGCAGAAAUUCGUGGAAGAGCACACCUGAACUUCUGUGGUGCAUCAAGGAUAAGACUUUCUUAACAACACUAAGAUAUGUAAAAUUGUUUUAAAGGAGUUUAGAUCAUGAAUGUAACCUAGGGGGUCAAAGAAAGAAAACGCUUCUGUUAGAACUGAUAUGGAUGAUCUUAAAGGUCUUUUCCAACCUAAAAGAUUCUAUGGUUCUAUGGAUUGGUCUGAGGUACUUCUCACAUACAGUACAAUAUAAAAAUACAAAGCUGAUCCCAAUGCUAAGUGAGUUGACAGGACAGUGUAGUAAAUUAUGUCUUGGUGUAUUUUCAACGGUGAUUUAGUAACUAUCAAGGUUGUAUGAUGGUGAAAAGAUGGAACUUACAAAUCAGUAGCAAUUAUUGUAGGGCAAACUUUGAUUAUAUCUGUGCAGUUAGAUUUAUUUUCUUAGAUAGUUCUGGGUAGUUUAACUUUUACAUUCAUAAGUGGUGGCAGGAAAGCAUGAGGAAGAGAAAAAAUUUGAAAAUAGACAUAGUUUUUCUUGUCCUAAAAUAAAUCCAUUCUCUAGGGGAAUAGCAAUGUAUACGUAUUCCUUGCCUCUUUGAAUCUAGAUAUGGAAAAGAAUUUAGCCAUUAGCUAGAAAUAUUCAUUCAGAUUCCACAAAAAAAGGAGAGCAUGCAUAAGGAAAGCUUACUGGAAGGAGGGUAAUUUGUUUGGAUUUUCAUAGCUUUGGUUAUAUACUAAUAGGUAACAUACUUAAAAUUCAUAAGCAAAAUUCUAGAUAAAAGUGAAUCUUCACUUUCAAUUAGUUCUUGUUUAGAAUGAUUAUAAUAAUUAAAUGUCCAGUUCUUUGACAGACUGAAUUUCCAAGUAGUUACAUUUUGUGACACAUAAUUGUUCCAUAUUAUUGUAGAUGCAUUUCAUACUGUUUUUCUUAUUUGCCUGUUACAGUUUUUUGUCAUCAGUCUUCAUAAAUAGAACAGCAAGUAGAGGUGAAGCUGUAGCCAGUCUGUUCCCUGUUACAUCAUUUUGUGACUUAAGCUGCAUUGAAACAGACUAAAAUGCAAGGAUGCAGAUGGCUGUCAUGCAGAUGAACUGCUGCCGACCCAGCAACUGAAUUCAUUGUUAUGCUUUAUGUAAAUAGUAAGGUAACAGUGUAUAUCUAAUUUUUAUAUAGACAGAAAAGCCAAAAAAAUAAAAUGAGUGUAUUCUACUAAUUUAGGUCAUUGUGCACAAGCUUUCUAGUUUAUGGGAAAGAGCAUCAGCAGUGUGAAGCUCUUUAGAGUAAUAAUUGUUAGCUUUUGAUUUGCUGGAGUGAGUGAGAGUAUUCAGCCAGGUAGUUCCAUUGAAGUCAGUGGUGGGAAGAUCUGGCCCUGCAUUUUUUUGGUUUUGAUUUCUCUGGUUUAGUUCACUAUCAAUUAUGUAUUUGAUUACAGCUGGGAUCAUAGUGGUCAUUGUACUCGGUGAUAAGUAAACAAGAGAUUUUCUGCUCUGUGCUUGGACAGCUGAAGAGGCAGUAGACUCUGCUUGCUCUAAUGAGCUCUAUAUUCCUAAUAUUUUUCCAUUGUUUCAA
Molecule: messenger RNA, 2484 nt
Organism: Calidris pugnax (ruff)
Lineage: Eukaryota; Metazoa; Chordata; Aves; Charadriiformes; Scolopacidae
Gene: TAFA4
Product: family with sequence similarity 19 (chemokine (C-C motif)-like), member A4
Exons: 6
Coding region: 157-645 (162 amino acids)
Molecular function (GO): receptor ligand activity
Source: RefSeq, a predicted model, not a curated record